AUGAACAUGUUUAAUCCCGUCAGCGCCUUGAGCACCCUCAACGUCAACCAAUUGGCGAGCAAGAUUAGCGGUGAGUUUUGAAUAUUUUUGCCCGUAAAAAAGAGAUAAAGACUACUUGCAAAAUCCCAGCAUUUUUCGUAUGAAUAAUUUGGCUAUUCUUUGAUAUUAUCGGGCGAAAGAAAUGUAUUUUUUUGUGACCGCGUUAUACCUGCUCUACGGUAGGAAUAGUCAUGAAGCUUUUCAUGGCAGAAUUCCCAAAGAAGUGUAAUAUUUUUGCCAACUUUCGAUCUAAAAAUCCCAGCCGUUUCUGCAAAGCGCGGACUAAAAAUGUUUCACAGACGUGUUAGAAUACAUCCAGAUCUGUGUCAAGUCUGAUCACAACCUGGUCGUCGCGCUUGAAGCAUUUCUUUAGCUUGAUACUAGUAGCAAGUCGGGGAUUUUUCCUUGAUCUAUUCUUUGACCAUAACGCCAACUUUAGCACCCCUGUCUCAGCAAAGAUGCGAUAGUCAUGGCGAUACAAAAAGGCCUUGAACUUUUUCUGUCUUUCCAGCCAGCCACUAAAUAUUUUUUUUCAGGCGUCAACAAACGCGUCUAUUACUGUCAGCGUUGUCUGAAUCACGGCCGUCUGGAGCCGCGGAAGAACCACAAAUGCGAAUGCGCGUUCAUCAAUUGCCAAUGCAACAAGUGCAUUCUCGUGGAGAAGCGGCGAGUGUUGAACACUCAGCUCCACGAGCUGGAAGACACUGCGGCUUCGGCGGCGCUGGUGAAGCUGGAAGAGAUCCCGGAGCAGGAGGACGAUCUGCAGGCGGAUGAGAUGCGUUUGAAAGGAGGUGAGUGUGAGAAAGCGAGGGUUCUGGGGAUAAAAAUGUUGAUAAUCAUGAGGUAA
Messenger RNA from Bursaphelenchus xylophilus (pine wood nematode), 886 nucleotides. NCBI's taxonomy places the organism in Eukaryota, Metazoa, Nematoda, Chromadorea, Rhabditida, Aphelenchoididae. The record is from the annotation of a GenBank genome assembly.